CGCACUAGUUAUCUCACAAGCUCUUUCGCAUCGUGCACUGAGGAGCAGCAAUGAUGUCGCUUUCAUUAUUACGCCAGAUCUGCCAACAACCUCCUCCACGGAUAGCUUGUCAAUUGGCAUCGGCCUGUUUCUCAACAUCGAGUAGAAAAGCUCAGGACACAGCGUUUGGUUGGGACAAGCUUUUGUCUAGGGUGGUCGAAAACAAGGAAAUCCAUACAUCAAACGAGGAAAGGUGGCUUCAACACUCUGAGAGCUGGUUUGCGCGUUACAGCACGCUUCCUCGCACUCAUUUUACAGGGAGAAGUGUGGCCGUACAUAAUGGAGAUGUUGCAGGAGCAGCGAGGAUGCUCGACAAGAUUCUGGCGCGAAAUAGUGUUGCCAGGGAUUGGUUUACGAAUAGGAGACACAAGCAAAAGGGUGAAUUGAGGAGGCGAAUGAAAAGUAUACGAUGGAGACGGCGUUUCAAACAUGAGGUGGGGGAGAAGGUUCAGUUAGUACAACAAAUUCGCAGACGCGGUGCUUAGGUAGAACAGUUCAUGUGUUUCUCGCCGGUGAUAGGAAGAUUUUAUUUUCACAGAAUU
Molecule: messenger RNA, 581 nt
Organism: Fomitiporia mediterranea MF3/22
Lineage: Eukaryota; Fungi; Basidiomycota; Agaricomycetes; Hymenochaetales; Hymenochaetaceae
Exons: 3
Coding region: 51-524 (157 amino acids)
Biological process (GO): translation; mitochondrial translational initiation
Cellular component (GO): ribosome; mitochondrial small ribosomal subunit
Molecular function (GO): structural constituent of ribosome
Source: RefSeq, a predicted model, not a curated record